This is a messenger RNA of Ochotona princeps (American pika), 4335 nucleotides long. RefSeq names its product kelch like family member 23 (gene KLHL23). The transcript has 4 exons. The record is from RefSeq and is a predicted model, not a curated record. Lineage: Eukaryota; Metazoa; Chordata; Mammalia; Lagomorpha; Ochotonidae. Bases 378 to 2054 code for a protein of 558 amino acids. Gene Ontology annotation, molecular function: protein binding.
CAUUUUAGUGAGAGAGUCCAGGGCAGAAGGGAAAAGCCAGCGGUCUCCUGAGGGAAGCCUUCCCACCUGCUGCGGGCGAAGCGCUGGGAGGGGCGGCAGGCAGCCGCGCGCCCGCCCCGCCUCUCCCGCCGCGCGGCCCCGCGCCAGGGGUUCCCGUGAGUGACCCCGCGCCCAGGACGCGCAGGGGGCUGUUCGGGUGGGGGCGGGGGAGCCGCCGGGGCACCAAAAUAGGAGCCGCUUGUGGUCUGGAGCUGCACUGGCAGGCAGCCUCCGUCGCGCCUCUACCAAAGAUGGUCAGAGGGUCCGGAGGCGCCCCCACCCCCGCUCGCUGGUAGCCUUGCGGGCCAGCACCGCGUUCCAAAGCAGCCACCAGAGCCAUGGCUCUCAAAGGACAAGAAGAUUACAUUUAUCUCUUCAAGGAUUCCGCACAUCCUGUGGACCUUCUGGAUGCCUUCAGAACAUUUUACCUGGAUGGAUUAUUUACUGAUAUCACCCUUCAGUGUCCUUCGGGCAUCAUCUUCCAUUGUCACCGAGCUGUGUUAGCUGCUUGCAGCAAUUAUUUCAAGGCCAUGUUCACGGCGGACAUGAAGGAAAAAUUUAAAAACAAAAUCAAACUCUCUGGUAUCCACCAUGAUAUUCUGGAAGGCCUUGUCAAUUAUGCAUAUACAUCCCAGAUUGAAAUAACGAAAAGAAAUGUCCAAAGCCUGCUGCAGGCAGCAGAUCUGUUGCAGUUCCUCUCCGUGAAGAAGGCUUGCGAGCAGUUCUUGGUAAGACACCUGGAUAUUGACAAUUGUAUUGGAAUGCACUCCUUUGCGGAGUUUCACAUGUGUCCAGAACUAGAGAAGGAAUCUCGGAGAAUUCUGUGCUCAAGGUUUAAGGAAGUGUGGCAACAAGAAGAAUUUCUAGAAAUCAGCCUUGAGAAGUUCCUCUUUAUCUUAUCGAGGAAGAAUCUAAGUGUUUGGAAAGAAGAAGCUAUCAUAGAGCCAGUGAUUAAGUGGACUGCCCAUGAUGUGGAAAAGCGAAUUGAAUGCUUGUAUAAUCUGCUGAGCUAUAUCAACAUUGACAUUGAUCCAGUGUAUUUAAAAACAGCAUUAGGCCUUCAAAGAAACUGCUUGCUAACAGAAAAUAAAAUCCGCUCUCUAAUAUACAAUGCUUUGAAUCCUAUGCAUAAGGAGAUUUCCCAGAGGUCCACAGCCACAAUGUAUAUCAUUGGAGGCUACUACUGGCAUCCUUUGUCAGAAGUCCACAUAUGGGAUCCUUUGACAAAUGUUUGGAUUCAGGGAGCAGAAAUACCAGAUUAUACCAGAGAGAGUUAUGGGGUUACAUGUGUAGGACCCAACAUUUAUGUCACUGGGGGCUAUAGGACGGAUAACAUAGAAGCUCUUGACACAGUGUGGAUCUAUAACAGUGAAAGCGACGAUUGGACAGAGGGUUUGCCAAUGCUCAAUGCUAGGUAUUACCACUGUGCAGUCACCUUGGGUGGCUGUGUCUAUGCCUUAGGGGGUUACAGAAAAGGAGCGCCAGCAGAAGAGGCCGAGUUCUAUGACCCUUUAAAGGAGAAAUGGAUCCCUAUUGCCAACAUGAUUAAAGGUGUGGGAAAUGCUACUGCCUGUGUCUUACAUGAAGUUAUCUAUGUCAUUGGCGGUCACUGCGGCUACAGAGGAAGCUGCACCUAUGACAAGGUCCAGAGCUACAAUUCCGAUAUCAAUGAAUGGAGCCUCAUCACCUCCAGUCCACAUCCAGAAUAUGGAUUGUGCUCAGUUCCAUUUGAAAGCAAGCUGUAUCUAGUCGGUGGACAAACUACAAUCACAGAGUGCUACGACCCUGAACAAAACAAGUGGAGAGAAAUUGCUCCCAUGAUGGAAAGAAGGAUGGAGUGUGGUGCUGUCAUCAUGAACGGAUGCAUUUAUGUCACUGGAGGAUAUUCCUACUCCAAGGGAACAUAUCUUCAGAGUAUUGAGAAAUAUGAUCCAGAGCUGAACAAGUGGGAAAUUGUGGGUAACCUUCCCAGUGCCAUGCGGUCUCAUGGAUGUGUUUGUGUGUAUAAUGUCUGAUGGUGUCUACAGAAAUGACCAAGUAAUCACUGUUUUUGGGUGAGUGAAAAGAAAAAUCAGGGAGGAAUACAAGGUAUGGAAUCCCCUACUGAUGGUGGUCUGACAAUGUCAGGACCUAGAUAAAUGAUAAUUGCGAACCCUACCGUGCUCCCAAAUACAGUGAUAAAUAGUUAAGAAGAACCAUCUGCAUAUAUACAGUUGAAUUAGUGGAGGAGUUAACUCCCAUAGUUUUUGCUUUCCAAAGGUCAUCGGGGAUGUUUAACUUGGGUACAAGGUGAAAGAACCUUUGUAGGGCAUCUUUUCUUCCUGGUAGCGUCAACACUGGGUGUAGGUCAAAAUCAUUCUUUGUAAUGAGAUGUCUCUUCAGAGCCUGUAAUGUAAUGGAUAGUGUAUAUUAAGUUCCAUGUAUCCAACAAGAAUUUGAAAUUUAAAGAGAGAAUCUUCUCUACCUCUACAAAACCUACAUUGAAAAUGUUUUUCACCUUUAUUUCACAAUAUUUGGAAUGUGAAAUUAUUUUAAAUAUGCUUCUUUUACCUUUGUACCAUAUCUAAUUUAUUGUUUUUCUUUAUUUACUGACUACCAGAGAUAGACAAAAUAGUAUGUGAAAUAUUAUUACUGUUCAAAAAGUUUACAAACUAGAUUUGAAAGACCAAGUCUGCUAAAUUGCAGAGAAAAUACUCGAACAUUUGCCAGUGGUAUGGGCUAUUUGUAUUUUUUUGCUUUGGUGCACAUUGCUUGUGUAGGUCUUUAAGCAUAACAGAAAAUUUAGGCUUAUAUGUAAAUAUGUGUCUGCAUCUAAAGUUGAGUUUCUGAACCAGAAAGCAUGUAGAUCAGUUGUGCGAUAGUAGAAAAUAAACUGACAAAAAGAAAUUUACAUUAAUUUUCUAGCUCUGCUACUAGCUAGCUUUGUGGCUUGAGUUGCUUAACCUUUCCUUGAUUAGACCUGCCAACCCUGGCACCGUGGGUCAUAGUUGUGCCUAGGUACAGAUCCCUCCUCUCCUGCAGCCAGGGGUGGCUUGAGUGGCAUCUGCCUCUGGUUCAGAAACCCCUUUGUCCAUUUCCUCCAGUGUGCCUACAGGAUAGCUUUCCACAGGUGCCAUAACAUGGGAAACGUUGGGAAGCAUUGCUUUAGUUAACUCACCUCGACUUUUAGUUAUCUAGAUGACAUCUAUUCUACCCUCUUCAUUUUUUGAAAAAGAAGUAAUAUUUUUAACUUUAAAUUCUCAAAUUUAAGACUACCUAAUACUUUGACUUAAUAAACUUUUAGAAAACUGUUUAGUGCAUUAAUUCCAGGUAGCAUUUUUGCUUUAAAGAUUUAUUUUAUUUUUAUUGGAAAAUCAGAGCUAAAGAGAGAAGAGACAGAGAGGCAAGAUCUUCCAUCCGCUGGUUCACUCCCCAAGUGGCCACAGUGGCUGGAGCUGAGCCAAUCUAAAGGCAGGAGCCAGGAGUUUCUUCCGGGUCUCCCACACGGGUGCAGGGUUCCAAACUUUGGUCUAUCCUCAACUGCUUUUCCAGGCCACAAGCAGGGAGCUGAAUGGGAAAUGGAGCAGCCGGGAUUAGAACCAGCGCCUAUAUGGGAUCUUGGUGAAUAUAAGGUGAGGACUUUAGCUGCUUAGGCUACCAUGUCAAACCCUCCAGGUAGCAUUUUAAAUACAACUCUUUGAUGUUACAAUAUGGUAGGACAGAGUAAGGGUCAUAAAAAUUACUCUUUCCUUUGCUCCCUAAAUUAUUUUGACCUGAAGGAUAAUACACAAAAAAGUAAAUGCACGAAGGUGUUUAUAUCUAUCCUAGUUAUAAAUACCAAGAAGUUGGAAAUAGUUACAUGUCACAGAAUAAAGUGGGCUAAUAAAAUAGGGAAGUGUUACAGUGCCACUAAAGUAAUUAUUUGGAAGUUUGUAGACACAUGGAUGAUUCCAGGCUAUGGUAAGUAAAAUGAGCUCAUUACAAAAUGGUAUGCACACUAUGGUUGUAACUCUGUAAAGUAUGCAUGUGGGAGGCAGUGUGCAAAAGAAAUCUAUUGUGUUAGUAUAGAGGGGCUAUGGAAUGAUGCUGAAUUUAUUUAAUCUUUCUUUAAUAUUUCUUUGUACUUUCAAAAAAUAAACAAAUUACUAUAUACAUGGUAAGUCUGCUUGAAUGUAGGCCAAUUGGGUUGACAGUCUGAAUUAGUGAAACAACUGAUAGAGACUAUUUCAAACUAUAAUUGAAUUACAGCAUCUCUUUUUUACUCUCAAGGCGAUUCAGUUAUUAAUAGUGGAUUAAUAAUGUAUUGCCCAGUAGCAC